ACAGAUGUCUUCAACUCCAAAAGUCUGGCCAUUCAGGCUCAGAAGAAGAUCCUUGGGAAAAUGGUGUCCAAAUCCAUAGCAACUACUUUGAUUGAUGAUACAAGCAGUGAUGUCUUAGAUGAGCUCUACAGAGUGACAAAGGAAUAUACACAAAAUAAAAAGGAAGCAGAGAAAAUCAUCAAAAACCUCAUUAAAAUAGUUCUUAAAUUGGCAAUUCUCUACAGGAACAACCAAUUUAAUCAGGAUGAAAUAGCCCUGAUGGAGAAAUUCAAGAAGAAAGUUCAUCAGCUGGCUAAGACCGUGGUCAGUUUCCAUCAGGUGGAUUAUACCUUUGACAGGAAUUUUUUGUCCAAACUGUUAAAUGACUGUAGAGAGCUACUUCAUGAAAUCAUUCAGCGUCACCUAACUGCCAAGUCACACGGACGUGUCAACAAUGUGUUUGAUCACUUCUCUGAUUGUGAAUUUUUGGCUGCCUUGUACAAUCCCUUUGGACCUUAUAAACUCCAUUUGCAGAAGCUUUGUGAUGGUGUCAACAAAAUGCUAGAUGAGGGGAACAUAUAA
Indicator indicator is the source of this 561-nucleotide messenger RNA. RefSeq names its product TNF alpha induced protein 8 (gene TNFAIP8). Gene Ontology annotation, cellular component: cytoplasm. The transcript has a single exon. Gene Ontology annotation, biological process: regulation of apoptotic process. Gene Ontology annotation, molecular function: cysteine-type endopeptidase inhibitor activity involved in apoptotic process. The coding region runs from base 61 to 561 and encodes 166 amino acids. Lineage: Eukaryota; Metazoa; Chordata; Aves; Piciformes; Indicatoridae. The record is from RefSeq and is a predicted model, not a curated record.